Debaryomyces fabryi is the source of this 534-nucleotide messenger RNA. RefSeq lists its product as uncharacterized. The record is from RefSeq and is a predicted model, not a curated record. The coding region runs from base 1 to 534 and encodes 177 amino acids. Lineage: Eukaryota; Fungi; Ascomycota; Pichiomycetes; Serinales; Debaryomycetaceae. The transcript has a single exon.
AUGAUAUUAACUUCGGUGCAUAUUAUGAUGGUGAUGAUCGGUAUCUUGUUAUCCGCAAAUGUUAAUGCGUGGUGGCUUACUUUUCACUGUAAUUCCGACUGUACAGGGAACAUCGGAUUUAGAGCCGAAGGGAACACGACCUUGGAUUGUAAACACAUAACUAGCAGUUGUUCUCAACAUUCAGUUAAGGUGGAAGCAUUAUAUGACGGUGUUGGAGGUGAACAGUACGCAUACUUUUAUGAUGCCCUUAACUGUCCGAAUCCGGCUGAUAUCACAGUUGAUGGUGGAGAGGAUAGAUGUGUCAACGUUAAUCGUCAUCAAUACAGUAUGAAGAUUGUACAAAUCGCCUUUGGAAAGAGAGAUAGUAUAGUAGGCGAAUUACAUGGUAAUGUUACUAGUGAAUUCUUGGCGGGUCGCAAUGAAACUCUCGCUCAAUUUAGGGAUUUCAUAGGAAGCAACAAUGUUACAGAAGUACCAGAGAUCGUUGACUCUAAUGACAGUCAAACAGUCAGGUUGACAACAUUGGGUAUCUGA